AUGGUUCUAACAGUUCUUCUUGCUUUUUGUCCUAUGCAUAGAGCUCCUGAUGAAGUAAUUCAAUAUGUCGAAGAACAUACAGCUCAAAUUUCAACAAUAAAAGGCACACGUCAUAUAAAACCAUUUCAAAAUGAAGUUGAUUAUUGGGAAAAAUCAAUAGCACAAAUAUCAGAAUUAUGUGAUGGUUUAUUUAAUGUUCAACGCCAAUGGUUAUAUAUGGAAGGUAUAUUUACUUCUGAUGAUGUUCAAAGACAAUUAUCACGUGAAACAACUGAAUUUAAAUAUAUUAAUAUGAUUUGGCAAGAUGAAAUUAUAGCUAAAAUUCGUGAAAAUUCAAAUGCAUUAUAUGUUGCAACAAAACUAAAUUUAUUUGAUAAAAUACAAAGUUUAUUAAAAUAUUUAGAAAAUAUUCAAAAAAAAAUGGAAGAUUAUCUGGAAACAAAACGUGCAAUAUUUCCACGUUUUUAUUUUAUAUCAAAUGAAGAAUUAGUUGAAAUUCUUAGUCUUUCACGUCAACCCGAUCUUAUUCAAAUACAUUUAAAAAAACUUUUCGAUAAUAUUAAAUAUCUACGUUUAGUAAUUAAAAAAACAAUUCUAGCUAAUGGAAUUCAAUCAAAUGAAGAUGAACAAAUUAAUUUAAUAUCAACAUUAUCUUUAGAAGGUAAUGUUGAAAAUUGGCUUAAAGAUUUAGAAAUAAAAAUGCAAAUUACUGUACGUGAAUAUUUAAAAAAUUCUUUAUCAGCACUUAAAUUACAAUUAAAAAAACGUGAUAAAUGGAUUAAAGAUUGGCCUAGUCAAUGUUGUGUAACUGCCAGUGAAAUUGAAUGGACAUCAGCAACAACAAAAGCUUUAUUAACAUGUCAAGCUGAUGGAAGUUUGAAACCAUUAAAAAAAUUAUUUCGUACUCAAAUCAAAAUUCUUGAUCGAUACUCGAAUAUGAGUCGUUUGUCACUUGAUAAAAUACUUCGUCUUCGUGUUAUUGGUGUUAUUACUAAAGAAGUACAUGGACGUGAUAUUAUCGAACGAUUAAUUAAAACUCAAACAAUGGAUAUACAAUCAUUUGAAUGGCAAAUGCAAUUAAGAUUUUAUUGGGAACGACAUGAACAUAAUGAAGAUUGUAUUAUUCGACAAACAAUAACAAGAUUUACUUAUAACUAUGAAUAUUUAGGUUGUACCAGUCGUUUAGUUAUUUCACCAUUGACUGAUCGAUGUUAUAUUACUCUUACAACUGCUCUACAUUUAUUUCGAGGUGGAAGUUCCAACGGACCAGCCGGUACUGGCAAAACUGAGACAAUAAAAGAUUUAGGAAAAAAUUUUGCUAUUUAUGUUGUUGUUCAAAAUUGUUCGGAAUCACUAGAUUAUAAAUCCAUGGGAAAAAUGUUUUCAGGUUUUGCUCAGAGUGGUACAUGGGGAUGUUUUGAUGAAUUUAAUCGUAUUAAUGUCGAGGUAUUAUCAGUUGUUGCUCAACAAAUUCAUUCAAUCUUAACAGCUUUAUCAUUGAAACAAAAACGAUUUGUAUUCGAAGGCAAAGAAAUUUCACUUUUACCUCAAGUUGGCAUUUUCAUAACAAUGAAUCCAGGGUAUGCUGGUCGAACUGAAUUACCAGAUAAUUUGAAAUCAAUGUUUCGACCAGUAUCAAUGAUUGUACCAGAUUCAAUUUAUAUUGCAGAAAAUUUUCUCUUUAGUGAAGGAUUUCAAAAUACAAGAAAUUUAGCUCGUAAAGUUUAUACACUUUAUCAAUUAUCUACCCAACAACUUUCUAAACAAGAUCAUUACGAUUUUGGUUUAAGAUCAUUAACAGCUGUUUUACGAUAUGCUGGUGAAAAGAAACGAAUAAAUCUUAAAAUGACUGAUAAUGAAGUUCUUCUUUUAUCAAUGCUUGAUAUGAAUGCACCUAAAAUGACUGCACAAGAUUUACCAUUAUUUAAAAAUAUUCUUGAAGAUUUAUUUCCUGGUAUUGAUAUACCAAAAAUUGAUUAUUCAAAAUUAAUUGAAGCUAUUGAAUAUGAAAUGAAUGUACAUCAUUUACAAAUAACACCAACCUCUAUUGAAAAAGUUAUUCAAUUAUAUGAAACCCAUCAUUCUCGUCAUUCAGUUAUGCUUGUCGGUAAAACUUUAUCAGGAAAAACUACAACCUGGAAAUUAUUUAAAUAUGCUUUAAUUACAUUAAAUAAACAAGGUUUUAGUGAAUAUAAUAAAGUCAUGGAAUAUCUAAUCAAUCCAAAAGCCGUCAGUUUAGGAGAACUCUAUGGUCAAUUUAAUUUAGCAACAAAUGAAUGGAAUGAUGGAAUUCUUAGUAUGAUUAUGAGACAAGUUUGUGCAGAUGAAAAACCUGAUGAAAAACUCAUUCUUUUCGAUUCUCCUGUCGAUACAUCAUGGAUUGAAUCGAUGAAUUCCUUAAUGGAUGAUAAUAAAUUAUUGACAUUAGCCAAUGGAGAACGUAUAUCAAUGUCAUCUCAAGUAACAUUAUUAUUUGAAACAGAAGAUCUAUCAACAGCUUCACCGGCAACUGUCUCUCGAGCAGGCAUUGUCUAUUGUGAUUAUGAAAAAUUAAGAUGGAAACCUUAUUUAGACUCAUGGUUAAAACAAAAGACAUCUCAGGAUCUUCAAACAGAAAUUUUCAAUUGUGUGACAAAAUAUUUAGAACCUGUAAUGAAAUAUAAACAUAUGCAUUGUAAAGAAUUGGUUCCAAUUCAUGAACUUAAUGGAAUUGUUUCAUUGACCAAGUUAUUUGAUACAUUUUGGUAUUUAAAUGAAAUACAAACACAAUUAAAUGAAAAUGAAACAAUAUCAGGACGUUUAAUUGAAAUGUGGUUUGUAUUUUGUUUAAUAUGGUCUAUUGCUGCUAGUGUUAACGAUGAAGGAAGAAAAAAAAUUGAUAUUUUCUUUCGUGAAACUGAAGGUACAUUUCCAAAUAAGGAUACAGUAUUUGAAUUUUAUGUUGAUACAAAUAAUCAAACAUGGAUACAUUGGGAAGAACAACUUAAAGAAGGAUGGAUUUAUAAUUCCGAAAUCCCAUUUUAUAAAAUGAUUGUACCAACUGUUGAUACAAUACGUUAUGAAUAUUUAAUUCAUAAUUUAUUACUUAAUAAAAAUCAAGUUUUACUUGUUGGUGCUAUUGGUACAGGUAAAACAACAAUAGCUGAAAACGUUCUGAAAAAACUUGAUUCGACUUUAUUUAAUACACUUAUUGUUCAUAUGUCUGCUCAAACAACAUCAAAAAUGUUACAAGAUAUAUUUGAAACAAAUAUAGAAAAACGAACUAAAACAAUAUAUGUUCCUAUAAAUGGAAAAAAGAUGAUUACAUUGAUUGAUGAUAUGAAUAUGCCAAAUAAAGAUACAUAUGGUUCUCAGCCAUCGCUUGAAUUAAUUCGAAUGUGGAUCGAUUAUGAAUUUUGGUAUGAUCGAAAAACACAAGGCAUGAAAUUUGUCAAAGAUAUGUGUCUACUCACAGCAAUGGGUCCACCGGGUGGUGGUCGUCACCAGAUAUCACAACGAUUACAAAGUCGAUUCAAUCUCAUCAAUAUGACAUUUCCAUUCGAACAUGAAAUCUGUCGAAUAUUUGGUACAAUGCUUAGUCAAAAACUACAAUCUUUUGAUGAUGACAUAAAAUAUCUUGAUCAAACAAUAACAAAAGCAACUAUUGAUCUUUAUCAAACAAUUGAAAAGAAAUAUUUACCAACACCAACAAAAAUUCAUUAUGUAAAAAUAAAUAAACCGCUUUGUAAAACGCAAUCUAAAGGCAAUUUUGAAACAUUUAAUAUGCGUGAUAUAUCACGUAUGUUUGAAGGUCUUUUAUUAUGUCAUAAAACAAUAAUAACAAAUAAAGUUGAAUUUCUACGUUUAUGGAUUCAUGAAGCACAUCGAGUUUAUUCUGAUCGAUUUAUGACAAAUAAUGAUCAUGAAUUAUUUAUUAAAAUUUUAAGUGAAAAAUUAGCUUUCUAUUUUGAUCAAGUUUAUCAUAAUGUAUGUCAUAAUCGAGAAGCUCCAAUCUAUUCUGAUAUAAUCAGAAAAGAUGGUGUUUAUGAGGAAAUUCGCGGCUAUGAUAAAUUAAAAUUAUUUCUUGAACAAACUCUUCAACGAUACAAUAACACUCCAUUGAUGUUCUCUAUGGAUUUAGUUAUGUUUCGUGAUGCUAUACUUAAUAUAUGUCGUAUUAUACGUGUAUUACGACGACCACGUGGCAAUUUACUAUUAUUAGGUAUUGGAGGUAGUGGUCGUCAAUCAUUAGUACGUUUAGCAGCAUUUAUUUGUGAUAUUGUUAUAUUUCAAAUUGAAAUCGGUCGACGUUAUGGUUAUGGAGAAUUUAAGGAAGAUUUGCGCCGUUUAAUGAAAUUAUGUUCUAUAUCAAAUCGUGAAGCUGUUUUUCUAUUUAUUGAUACACAAAUUAUUGAUACAUUCUUUCUUGAAGAUAUUAAUGCAUUAUUACAUACUGGUGAAGUACCAAAUUUAUUUCGUAAUGAAGAUAUUCAAGAGGUUUGA
Messenger RNA from Rotaria sp. Silwood1, 4482 nucleotides. NCBI's taxonomy places the organism in Eukaryota, Metazoa, Rotifera, Eurotatoria, Philodinida, Philodinidae. The record is from the annotation of a GenBank genome assembly.